AUGAUGUCUGAUAGAUCAACUUUGGACCGAGCUUCAAUCCCUAUCAACAAAGACAGGGAUAAGAACAGCAGACACUCGGCUAGAUAUCGUCGACUCCAUGCUUUUGGACAUGAUGCAACUGAGACUCAAACUCAAGACCCAAGUGAUAACCAUAGUCAAGGAGGAUUAGGGUUAGAAAAAGAUGAUCGUAGUAAUUUUACCAGAACAGAUUCGAUCGUCUCCACCACGCAAUCGCAAUCACCCUCAAUGUUAAAUACAAGCAGAAGAACCACUACGGCACAUCCUGAAUACCAUCAAGAUGAUACGGGACAUACGAACACAAACAUACUUCGCCAUCCACAUUCCAACAGAGUUUUCGAACGAUCGGCUCUGUUACAAGAGGAGGGAAAACCUUACGAUGCGCCGCCAGGUGAAUACUAUGAUGGUGGUAGAUAUAAACGGUGGAAUAUAGUGUUUUACACAUAUGGCAGAGAUGGGGAGGAGCAAUCAGGAAAAGGACAUGAGGUGGACGAGGUGGAGAGGGAGAUGUUGAGUGAGUUAGAGAAUGAUUAUCGUACGAGGGGGUGGUAG
Molecule: messenger RNA, 570 nt
Organism: Kwoniella botswanensis
Lineage: Eukaryota; Fungi; Basidiomycota; Tremellomycetes; Tremellales; Cryptococcaceae
Exons: 2
Coding region: 1-570 (189 amino acids)
Source: RefSeq, a predicted model, not a curated record